AUGCCCCCAAAAGACAAAUAUACAGACCCCAAGCUGCGGGACAAAGUCAAGACAGAAAUCCACAACAGCGACAAGGGCGGAGCACCAGGACAAUGGUCUGCACGAAAGGUAGUCCUCUCCCUCUUCUCUCCCAUCACCGACGUUCAAUCCAAUGCUAAUCUGGUACAGGCCCAAAUGAUGGCCUCAGAAUACAAAAAGCGCGGCGGAGGCUACAACACUAGCAAAGAAGACGGCAAAGAUGAAUCACAGAAACAUCUGGACAAAUGGACCAAAGAGGAAUGGCAGACGAAAGAGGGUUCUGGGAUUGCGCGGCAAGAGGAUGAUUCGCGGAAGAGAUAUUUGCCUAAGAAGGCUUGGGAGGAGAUGAAUGAGGAUGAGAAGGAGGAGACGGAGGAUAAGAAGGUUGAGGAGUCCAAGGGGGGAAAGCAAUUUGUUGGGAAUACUGAAAUUGCGAAGGAGGCAAGGAGGAGGGUCAGUUUUGAUAUUAAUGGGGAGGGCAAGGAAGGGAAGGAUGAGAAUGGAAAAAAGGAAACCAAUGGUAAGGGUGAAGCAAAUGGCCAGACUGAAGAGGAUGGCAAGUCGAACAAUACCAAGUCAGACAAAUCCCAGGGAAAGGAUACUGGGAGGAAAGCUGGCGCUAAGCGCAAGGCAAAGUCACAGCCAGCUGAAAAUGAAAAAGACAAUGACAGGAUUAAAAGUCUGAGGAAGCGAAAGUAA
This is a messenger RNA of Penicillium antarcticum, 717 nucleotides long. RefSeq lists its product as uncharacterized. NCBI's taxonomy places the organism in Eukaryota, Fungi, Ascomycota, Eurotiomycetes, Eurotiales, Aspergillaceae. The record is from RefSeq and is a predicted model, not a curated record. The transcript has a single exon. Bases 1 to 717 code for a protein of 238 amino acids.